Molecule: messenger RNA, 2194 nt
Organism: Megalobrama amblycephala (Wuchang bream)
Lineage: Eukaryota; Metazoa; Chordata; Actinopteri; Cypriniformes; Xenocyprididae
Gene: lrit3b
Product: leucine-rich repeat, immunoglobulin-like and transmembrane domains 3b
Exons: 5
Coding region: 168-1643 (491 amino acids)
Molecular function (GO): protein binding
Source: RefSeq, a predicted model, not a curated record
CAUUAUUUCAGUUUAAUUGAAUUCAUCUUCCAUUUGAUUUAUUAUUGUAAAGCAUCAGUAUCAGGGAAUGUUUCACUUUACUACACUGACUAUAGGUGUUGAUCUGCUCCAGAGUAAUCUGAACUAAUCCUUUUAGUCUUUGUCUUAAUCUACGACAGUGUUUGGGAAUGUCACACUCCUGCUCAGACAGAGAGUGGCACUUCUUUCCUGAGACAGUAGUGUAUGAGAUACUUAGAGCGAUGCAUCCAGCUCUAUAUGCAGACCUCACUUUGUGCUUGGCGUUGGUGGUCUGUGCUCAGAGUCCAUCAUGCCCGUCUCUGUGCACCUGUAUGCUCCAUGAUCGCAGCGAUUCCAAAGGACUCAGAACUGUGCUCUGUAAGAACCCAGCCUUGACUGCCAUUCCAAUUGAUUUGCCAAGUGAUACUGUCAAGUUUCGUCUAGAGCGCACCUCUGUUUCCAGGAUCUUUAGAGGCGCUUUCUCUGCCAUGCCAGAUCUGCUUUAUUUGUGGCUGACAUAUAACUCCAUCACAGUUCUACACCCAAGGAGUUUCACAAACCUGUCUUCCCUUCAUGAGUUACGAUUGGACGGGAACCUCCUCUCCACUUUCCCCUGGGAGGGACUCAGGGAUGUGCCCCGCCUCCGAACACUUGGACUGCACAAUAACCGCCUGGCACGAAUCCCACCCCUGGCUGCGCGUUACCUUGGCAAUGUGACUUAUCUGGACCUCUCGAGCAACAAGCUGAGCACCCUGCCUAAUGAUCUGUCUGCUCUCUGGCCAUUCAGUGACAGCACUCAAAGCCAGCGCUCAGUGGUUCUAGGUCUUCAGGACAACCCCUGGGUGUGUGACUGUAGGCUUUCCACCUUGCUUGACAUUAGUAAAGCCCCAGAAUCCUCUCUGGUCCUGUUGGAUCGGUUCCUGACCUGUAGUGAACCGCCAGAUCUCGCCGGAGUUCCCUUUCAGAGCGUGGAGCUCACUCGCUGCCGCAGGCCCUACGUGGUGACCUCUGCCACAAAGAUCACAGCUUUACUGGGUAGCAAUGUCCUACUUCGCUGUGAUGCAACAGGACACCCGACUCCAACAAUUAUGUGGAUAAAAUCUGCCAGAUCCAACCUUUAUAACCAAGCUUGUUGUAAGCAGAUGCAAAGCAGCAUUGACAUCGAAAGAUUGCCCAGAAAACUUUCUGGCUAUGUACAAGAGUCUACACGUGUGGGAAUCCGUUGGUCGGCAGUCAGUAUUAAUGGAAUAUCCUACAGAGAUGCAGGGGAGUACCGAUGCAGAGCACAAAACAUGGCAGGGAUAUCAGAGGCCAUUGUCAGUCUGAAUGUGGUCGGGUUAAUGGCGGAAUAUGCGAACUCUAAAAACUCUGAUCAACAGCAAACGGUUGCAAAAUCAGACUUUUCACAGAGGAAACCCAACCAGAGGCUCCAGUCCAAGGCUAUACCUUCUUUGUUGCCUCGAAACAUGACCGGACAGCCCUCCCUUCCAAAGAGAAUCAUGAAAAUCCCCAAAGCCAGCAGAGACAAAAUGAAAAGGGACAGGAUAGCUGUACAGAACCUGCCACAGAGACACUUUUUGAUUGCUUCUGAAAAUCCACUCCACAAAAGACAAACACCUCAUGUCUCCAUGUCAAUUCACACCUGACACAUUCAAAUGUGUAAUUUCAGGAAGUUUCUUUUUUCAUAUGAAUGACCAUAACCUUGUAUAUUUCCUCAAUGGAAGGUUGCUUUCAUGUAUUACACAGCCAUGACCAGCAGAUGGCAGCUCGGAGCUAAAGACUCUUCAUGACAAAAGCCAUUUGUUUAUUAAAAAAAACAAAAAAACAUUUAAAAACGAGCUGAAAUUGUACUUUUGAAAAGUAUGUUAAAAUGAUGUUCCCUCACAUGAACCUCUAGUCAUAUCAGUAGCCUAAUAAAAGUCACAUUCUUAUUGUAAAGAAUUUAUCUGGUGAAUAGUAUUACUGGUCAAUGCAAUACAUCAAGUUAAUAACUCUUUUAUAAUAUAUGGCUCUAUAGAUCUGUGUGAACUUAAUAGCUGUUUAUUAACAAAUUGAGCUAUUAUCUGUGUUAAACAGUGUUCGGGUGACAAUGACCUCUAUAUGGGGUCAAAUAAGAGUGAUGAAAUUCAGUGCGAUUAUUCGUCUUAAUAGCUGUAAAAGCUUCCUGUCUUUCUUAGAUCAUUGAUACUCCCAGAUA